Molecule: messenger RNA, 1731 nt
Organism: Exserohilum turcica Et28A
Lineage: Eukaryota; Fungi; Ascomycota; Dothideomycetes; Pleosporales; Pleosporaceae
Exons: 5
Coding region: 144-1550 (468 amino acids)
Biological process (GO): amino acid transmembrane transport
Cellular component (GO): vacuolar membrane
Molecular function (GO): amino acid transmembrane transporter activity
Source: RefSeq, a predicted model, not a curated record
UCCACAUCGUUCCUGCGCCGCUGCCAGCCCAAGUCGGUCGGGCCGACCACUUCUGCAUAAAGUGCGUACCGUCGUCCUUGGACUCGAGCCGCAUUCUCGCGUGCCAUCUCCCACUGAUAGCCCGGAUCAGACAUCAGAGCGCUAUGGGUCGCUCCAACGACAAGAUGGGCGACGACAUCGAGUACGGCAACCCGCUCAAGGCCGAGGACACCAACCCGCAAGGCCAGGCCGAUGCCGUUUUUGGUGAGGUCGUGGAGGGAGGACCCAACUACCGCAGCGUCAACUGGUGGGCUUCGUCCAUCAUCAUGAUGAAAACACAGAUUGGUCUCGGUGUGCUGUCGAUUCCCGCCGCCUUCGACGCCCUAGGCCUCAUUCCGGGCAUCAUCUCACUGCUUGCCAUUGGAUUGAUCACGCUGUGGUCUGGCUACAUGGUCGGCACAUUCAAAAUGCGUCACCCAGAGACGUACGGCAUCGAGGACGUGGGGCAGAAGCUAUUUGGGCGCGCCGGCCGAGAGGUGCUCGGCCUGGCCUUCGCUUUGUUGUGGACAUGCGUCGCUGGCUCCGGUAUGCUGGGCAUCUCGAUUGGAUUGAACUCGUUGUCUGAACAUGGCACGUGUACUGCUGUCUUCGUGGCUGUAGCCUGCUUUGUGGGCUUUGCGCUUGCUUCCAUCAAGACCUUGGGCAAGCUCUCUUGGAUUGCAUGGGUUGGUCUUGGUGGUAUCAUGUCAGCCAUCAUCACCCUCACCGUCGCAGUCAGCAUCCAAGAUCGCCCCUCUGCGGCACCUCAAUUUGGCCCCUGGCAAUCCGACUUUGAGCUCUUCAAGUCGCCCACCUUUGCCGAGGCCGCGGCUGCUCUAUCCAGCAUCGUUUUCGCCUUCUGCGGCAUUCCUGCCUACUUCAACGUCGUGUCUGAGAUGAAGGACCACAAGGACUAUUUCAAGGCCCUGUCGCUGUGUCAGUUCGUCAUGACCUCCAUCUACAUCGCCAUCGGCGUCGUCGUGUACUACUACUGCGGAUCGUACGUCGCCUCGCCUGCGCUGGGAUCCGCAGGUGUCUUGAUGAAGAAGGUGUGUUACGGCCUUGCACUUCCCGGUCUGCUGGCCUCGGUCAUCCUCGUCACUCAGUUGGUCGCCAAGUACUUCUUCAUCCGCACCCUGCGCGGAACAAAGCACCUCAGCCACCCCACCGCUAAGCACUGGAUCACCUGGUUUGGCUUCACUGCCGCUGUCUCCCUGUCCGCCUACAUCAUUGCAUCCGCAAUUCCUGUCUUUGGUGGUCUAGUCUCGCUCGUGGGCGCACUUCUAGGCACCCUAAUGAGCUUCCAGCCCAUGGGCUGCAUGUGGCUGUACGACAAUUGGCACCGGUCCAACCGCGACUGGAGGUGGAAGGGCAUGGUUGCUUGGUCCAUCUUCGUGAUUGUGGCUGGCACAUUCCUUCUUAUUGGUGGUACUUAUGGUUCUAUUGUCGGCAUUAUUGACUCGUACAACAAGAAUGGCGGUACCAAGCCUUGGACGUGUGCGGAUAACUCUAAUUCAAGCGGUGGCCACUAAGAGAGGCUGCCAGAGGGGGGUUCAAGCUUGUUUAGUGCUCUAGUCCAAAUCUUCCAGCGUUAUAUGUAAAGUUAAAAUACAAAUACUUUAUAUAAUGUAGUCUAGCAUGUCUUGUAUCCUAGAUACUAGAGUGCAGCGAUGGAGGCUAUAUAGAAGAAGCGGGUGUUUAAAUUUAGAUACU